AUGACCGUUCAUUGCAAAUCCAAGGACGACGAUCUUGGUUUUCAUGUUGUCCCCAUCAAAGGUAACUAUGGGUUUAAAUUUAAACCCAACUUUUGGGAUACAACCCAAUUCUUUUGCAGCUUCAAAUGGGGAACCGAAUUCCACUAUUUCGACAUUUACAUAUACGAGAGAGACAGCAGGCUUUGUGCCGACAAUGAGUGCAUGUGGAGCAUAAGACCAAACGGUCCAUGCAGGUGGGACAGUACCAUCCGAUCUUACCUUUGCCAUAAGUGGAAUGAGAAUAAUUAA
Prunus armeniaca (apricot) is the source of this 288-nucleotide messenger RNA. The record is from the annotation of a GenBank genome assembly. Lineage: Eukaryota; Viridiplantae; Streptophyta; Magnoliopsida; Rosales; Rosaceae.